This is a messenger RNA of Caenorhabditis elegans, 433 nucleotides long. It is a transcript of the gene nssp-65, whose product is annotated as Activin_recp domain-containing protein. NCBI's taxonomy places the organism in Eukaryota, Metazoa, Nematoda, Chromadorea, Rhabditida, Rhabditidae. The transcript has 2 exons. The record is from RefSeq and is marked reviewed. Bases 41 to 391 code for a protein of 116 amino acids.
UUUUCAGACACCACUUUCAGCCGGUCAUGCUCGAGCGCCGAUGACCGUCGGCGUCUCAAUUCUUCUUGUCAUUGUAAUUCUGUGUCGUGACAGUCAUCAGAUGUGGUGCCUUGACGGUUCAGAUUGUGCGAUAUCUAAUACAUGCUCAUUGUGCGAAGGAGCAGCUUGUCUUCGAGUUCAGAGAAACCAUCUAAACAGAGUCUCAAUUGCUCUCACUUGCCUUCCUCACGAUACACUUAUUCACACAUACUAUCCAGAAGGUUGCAAAAGGAUAUCGUUAUCUGAGAUAGCGUGUAUGUGUUCGCACAGAGAAUUCUGCAACACAUCAUCACGAACGACGAUGCCGCUCAGUUUACUUGUAUUAUCUUCUUUCAUUUUUCUAAUUUUGUAAUUUUCUAUUAUGAAUUAAUAAAAUAAAUGAAUAAAACCGAAA